GACCGGCAGAACGACCGUCGCCUUGCUCGCUGAAAUAUGUGCCAGUGCCGUCAUGCGCUCCUCCUGGCCGUCUGGUGGAUCUGCGCGUCGAACGGCGACAUAAUCCGCAAUGUGGACAUCUGCGGUCCGCACAACGGGCGUCGGUUGUACGUGGAGUUGGGAGAGCAGGGUUACCUCAGGGCCGACAAUGUCUCCCUCGUCAAGAAUUCGGCGCUCCAGGACAGCUCGCGGCCCUACGCGACCAACAGCAGCCACAACCAGUGCAGCCUCGAGCUCAUCACCUGUCCCUCCUGCGUCAUCAAUCUCACCUUCAAGAGCAUCAGUCUGCUCCACCACUGCGACGACGGUGGCAUGACCAUCGACAGUCCGUGCAGGUGCGAUUACGUGUGGGUUUCGGAGCCUCCCUAUGAGGAUGUCUCGGGUACACCCUUUUGCGGCCAUUACGCGCCGAUCACGUACCGAUCCAACACCAGAACUUUGUCGAUCGCCCUGCUCUACAGCCAGUCGCACGAGCAUGCCUUCUCCGUCGAGUACACGGCUGAAAGAAAUCGGCUGGUCUUCAAGGGCUCGAGCACGACGAGCGACAUAUCGAAAUCGACGAACAACACCGUCGGGGGCGUCCUUACGUCGCCCUUUUUCCCCGCCCGCUAUCCCCGCGACCUCGGCAUGGAGUACAUCGUGUCCUGUCCUCCUGACACGCCCACCUGCCGCGUUCGCAUCAUCUUUAGCGACUUUCAGCUCGCCACCGUCUCCAUCAUGGAGUUCUACGACUGGAACGGCCAGCGACUGGACGUGAGUAGCGGGGCGCGCUUCCGGCCGCCCAUAAUCGUGUCGUCGGGCCCGUCGCUGCUGAUCAGGUUCUACGCGAACGGGGGCACUGGGCUGGGAUACAAGGCCUUUUACUCCUUCGUCCUGGGCCAGACGUACGACAAGCACAACCACCCGGUGACGGAUUGCGGUGGCUACGUGGACAACCUCGGCGGCACCAUCACCAUGAUGGACAUGGUCGGCGAGGGUGUCAAGACCUACGACUGCGUCUGGCUGAUCAGGCCGCCCAAGAAUUUCCUCCACAUGAAGACCCACAUGUACCUCAAGGUCAUCACCUUCGCCGAGAUGGCGGGUAAUACAGAGCUGAUCAUCAAGCAGGGCCCGACGUCCGCCCUGAUGCCCUUGGAAAUUUUGCGGCACCCGGUGAGCCAACUGCAACCACCAAAGUUACUCAGUCACAUAGCCCCGAUAACCAGUGGCUUUCACGUUAGUCUGCGCGGUAGUUUCGGACCCAACUCGAGGCUCGCCAUUGCUUACGCGACUUUCAGCUACAUGGAUUGCUUCACUGGCUCGGAUUUCCUCUGCCAGAAUCACAGGUGCAUCUCGAGCUACUUGAACUGCGAUGGCUUCGACCACUGCGGCGACAACAGCGACGAGCCUGCCACUUGCUUGCACGAGUGGGACGUCAGUAUGCCCGAUCGCAAGUGGCAGCUGAACAAGGCGAACUACUACUUCCCGAAGAUCGACCGCUACCCCGAUCUAAAGACGGCAACCCUCGUCUUCGUAGCCAGCAGCUUGGGCCUGAUUAUCCUCAUAUCCACCCUGCUGAUUCUGUUGUACAGAGUCGGGGCCAGAGCGCGACAGCAGCGAGAGCUACAGUCGCGACUGCGCACCAUUAGCGAGCUUUUAGACGGUGCGAGAAUCGACGAGGUCUCGGCAUCGACGGACGAGCCACCGGUAUACGAGGCGCCACCCAACUACGAUGAGGUAAUCAAGCUCGGCAUGGACGAGGAGAGCGGCGGCACCCGCCGCAAAAAGUGCAAGCUGCCGGGUGGCAGCCGGCGCAGCCGAAGCAACCCGUCCAGCCAAUGCUCCUGCGAGUGCGACACCCAACAGUUGACCCUCAACAUCUGCGAGGACGCAGCGCUGAGCAGCCAGACGUCCCCGCUUGGCAACAGUGGCAACCUAACCGAGCACGUGGUCCCGGAAAGUCCUCCACCUCCGUACGUGACCCCACCGGGUACUGCCCCGCUCAGCUUUGACGACGCGUUUGUCAACGAUCUUCCCGGUCCCAGUGGAGCCGGGAGAACACCAAUGCCCUCGAGUGAGAGGCACGAGUCCUCGGAUUCUGGCAGCAGUCCGACGCAAGUGCACGUCUGCCGGGGCGACUGCCAGGAGGCUCGGGUUCGACGACGCCGGCUCCGCAACAGUGGCUCCCUCUCGCGCUCCCUACCGGUGUCCCGAGCCGGCUCGAGCUCACCGCCUCUGGGGCGCAACGGCUACAACAACUACAGCACCCAGAGCAACUCCUCCGAAGUCCCGGACAACACGCUCGGUGCGUAUCUCGUCGGUCAGCAGCCUCACCAGCCUCCCACCUGCAACCAUCAACAACAACAACAACACCUCUACCACCACCACCACCACCACCAUCAUCUGCACCAAGAACAACAUUCAUUGCCAAUAACACCAACAGCGCCACCUUUACCUGCGCUAGUCACAGUUCAAGCUCAAGUCCCAAGUUUUUGCUGCGACAACAACUGUAGUUCUCGUCUCCCACAGCCGAAGAGAUCGAGCGAUGCCUCAACCUGCACGAGAGCCGGGUUCGCCGCCAGCUGCGCCAGUGCGGCCGUGCCAAUCGUGCCCAUCGAGCUGCACCGACGGGAUGCGGCCGACCCAGCGCCAGUAGUAGUGCAACCUCAGUCCGCCGACGGGGAAGGGGCCGGGGUCGAUGAUGCGCCUGGCACACCCACGAAACAGUCCAUCCUCGCUUGUACCUGCGAAGGAGCCUGCGGCUGCGCCAGUGCACCGAGAAAUGACAAAGGGGCUCCGGUGCAGCAGCUGCACCGGAGCUCAACCGAGGACGAGUCGCCCUCGGCGAGAAAGCGGAUAACCAAGGUAUUAGCGGGUUCGCGGCUGACGACUGUUAGGCCCCAGCUGAGCCUGGACAGCAGCUGCUUGUCGACGAGCUGCUCAACGCCCUGUGGUACCUUUAGCGAGUUCUGCCGGGGCCCAAAACUCGGACGGAACAAGCCGUGGCUGAUUAGCGAUAGAGUCAAACUUAAGGACGAGUUCGACGUAGUGUCCGAAACAACGAGUAUUCUGGGCCCGGGCACUCUGGCCAAUACCCCCAAGAGCACGCCCAUCAAAGUUCCCAGUCUUCCGAUCAUCGGCUCGUUUGGCUGCACCAGAUACUCUUCCACCCAUGGUGGGGAUAUAGAUGAUCUUUACGAGAGCAUCAAGAUUCUCGACUCCUUCCUGGCCCAGCGGAGCAACAGUUACAGCAGUAGCGACAGCAGUGGCUGCUCCAGGCAGGAGAGUACGCAGAAAUUGUCUUCAAGGAGCACUUGGCCGAUGGCCGUCAUGCUGUUUGGAACUCCCAGGCAUGGGGUUAGCGGUAAAGGCAACCAUGGCACGAAUACGUGUGACUCGGGGGAGGGCUCUUCGAGGGUCCGCACUUGGAAGUCUGAGGAUUCCUUUGAAAAAUGAAUUUAAUCACUUAUUUUUCCGCCUGGGUGGCUGGUUAAACGAUCAGUGAUUUUGUUUUACUUUUAAAUAUUUCAACGACUAAAGUGAUUUUUAAAAAAAAUAGCUGUAGGAAAAAAUGUGAAAGAAUUAUUUGUUCACAAUGUUCCGGAACUUUUACAAACCAAAGCAGAUGCUCUUGUAUAAAGUUUGUUGUUGACGAUAAAACGAAAGAUGUACAUGCAUUUGAUGUUAGUAAGGACGGAAAUGAAUGAAUCGUAAUUUUUAAGGAGGUAUAUCAGGUACAUAUAGGAAGACUCGAGCCUUAUCGAGGUAUACGAUUUGAUUAGCAAAGUACUCGAUUUUAUCUCGAAAGAAAAAAAAAAAUAUUGGAACUUACAACAAUACGUAUGAAAUAAUUUUAUUCAUAACUUUGGGAGAUUUGUAAAAAAAUUUGUCUGUUUCACGUUGUUUCGUACACCUGCUAAGCUUCAUGUAAACAAUUUUAAUUCAGUGGUAAAGUAGAGUGAAAUAUGUAUACUAUGAAAAUUAAAAACUGUAAGAUAUAUUAUAUUCUAAUAAAAUUUUAAAUUAUACAUUUUAA
Copidosoma floridanum is the source of this 4054-nucleotide messenger RNA. It is a transcript of the gene Culd, whose product is annotated as CUB and LDLa domain. The record is from RefSeq and is a predicted model, not a curated record. Lineage: Eukaryota; Metazoa; Arthropoda; Insecta; Hymenoptera; Encyrtidae. Gene Ontology annotation, molecular function: protein binding.